AAAAAAAAAAAAAAAAAAAAUCUGCUUAGUUAUCCUUAGCACCAAUGCUCUAACGCUUAACUGUAAUACCACAACCAGAACAACAAUGGCGGCCGUCUGUAAGUCACUUCAAUUUUCCCCUUUCUCUCUCCUCCUCCUCCACUCUUCAAAGCGUCUUCCCAUCCCAUAUUUUCAACCCACAAAAUGUUUCCUCCCUCAAACUCGACCCUUCUCUUCUCCUUCAACCCCUUUCCCUCUACAAUACGACAUGAUUAUUUCCCACCCUUCUCCCCGAGUUUCCCCCACCAAACUCCCUUCUCCUCCUCACUCAAAACCCACAAAUUUAUCCGAUUCUGAUUCGCCAGAGCCCGACCCAUCUUCCAGUUUCGAGGAUUGGGUUGACAUGAAACUUACCCAGAAUGAUAAUGUAAGAUUCAGUAAAGCUAAUAGUGUCAAUAGGUUGGAGGGGUUGGAUAAGGCUAAGAGGAAAUUUUACAAGAAAAGGGAAAAAAGAAUGUUUGGCGAUGAUUCUGAUGAUGAGAGGAGGAAGAUUAGGGAAAAGGGCGAAUUCGUCGAAUUGAGGCCUGAAGUUGUUGAGCCAAGAACAUUGCAUAAGAGAGAAGAAGAGUUGUAUUUCUAUGAUGCUUUGGCUUUUCCUUGGGAAAAGGAUAAGCAUUAUAAGAUGAUGUAUCAAUUGGAGAAGAAGUAUUUUCCUGAUCAGUGUUUAGAUAAGGCAUUUUUAGAACCCGGGCAAUCAAUUUCGAGUGAUUCAAAAGGGCGGGCGAAGAAGAAGAGGGUUGAUAGUGUGGGGAAGGGUGAGGAGGAUAAAGGGUUGGUUUUCUUUGAGGAAGGAAGUGAUGGUGGGAAGGUUAGUGGGGGUGGGGUUAAGGAUGUAUUUGAGAAGAAGGUAGAGGAGUUUUUUAAGUGUUUGAAGAAAGUCCCUAAUAAGAAUGAUGAAGUUUGUGGUGUUGAUCAGCCUUUUUUGGCUUCUAGAACUUCUGGAUUACCUCAUAAAUGGGAUAGUCCUGCUGGAACUGUUGUUUUAGUGAACAAGCCUAAAGGUUGGACCUCAUUCACAGUCUGUGGCAAGCUGCGUCGUCUGACUAAAGUCAAAAAGGUAGGACAUGCCGGAACACUAGACCCUAUGGCUACUGGCCUGUUGAUUGUUUGUGUUGGGAAAGCUACUAAAUUGGCUGACAAGUAUCAGGGUAUGAUUAAGGGCUACAGUGGAGUUUUCCGUCUAGGGGAGGCAACUUCCACUUGGGAUGCAGAUUCACCGGUAAUUCAACGGGAACCAUGGGAACAUAUCAAGGAUGAUGACAUAAGAAAGGCUGUUGCAUCCUUUACCGGUGAAAUUUGGCAAGUUCCUCCUAUGUUUUCUGCAAUCAAAAUUGGUGGUGAAAAAAUGUAUGAGAAAGCCAGGAGAGGAGAAAGCAUUGAACUUUCCCCUCGACGAGUUUCAAUAUUUCAGUUUGACAUUGAGCGCAGCCUAGAAGACAGGCAGAAUUUGAUAUUUCGAGUUACCUGUUCAAAAGGCACAUACGUUCGAUCCCUCUGCGCAGACUUGGGGAAGGCUCUUGGAAGCUGUGCUCAUUUAACUGCCCUGCGGAGAGACUCAAUUGGGGAAUACACUGCUGAUGAUGCCUAUGAAUUCCAAGAACUAGAGGAUCAAAUUACAAAAAGGUACCUCUAGCUGCACAAAUCCAUGUUGCUUCUGACAAAGGUUUAGAGCGGUUUUUUUGUUUAUACUUUGGGAAGUUAUGCUAUUGUUUUUUUGUAGAAGUACAACGGAUAGUAAAUCUGAGUCAUAUUAAACAUUGUUAAUUUUGGAUAUUAGAUUAGUACAGAAAAAUAGUAGAUCGAGUUCAUUGAAACAAACAUUAGUAUAUCAGAUGUCCUGUCCUCAGGCACUUUUGAAAGCCUGUAUCUUGCAUUAAUUUAUUUUUCAAUGCUUGUUUGAUGCUCUUUUAACUGUGGAAGUAGUAAUGUAAAAUCUUUCCUACCUAUACCAUUACAUUAUGUUAAGUAACAGCUUUGUGGUGCGAAA
This is a messenger RNA of Chenopodium quinoa (quinoa), 2026 nucleotides long. RefSeq lists its product as uncharacterized. NCBI's taxonomy places the organism in Eukaryota, Viridiplantae, Streptophyta, Magnoliopsida, Caryophyllales, Amaranthaceae. The record is from RefSeq and is a predicted model, not a curated record. The transcript is spliced from 9 exons. Gene Ontology annotation, biological process: mRNA pseudouridine synthesis; tRNA modification. Gene Ontology annotation, molecular function: pseudouridine synthase activity; RNA binding. Gene Ontology annotation, cellular component: mitochondrion. The coding region runs from base 86 to 1672 and encodes 528 amino acids.